ACAAGCAAUAGAUUUGCAUGAAUCUAUGCAUUUAGUGUGUUCCCACAGAAAUUGAUAAGCUCUUGAAUGUGGUUGUGUGUGUGUGUGAGUGUUUGUCUGUAUGCGUGUAUGUCAGUCUUUAUGUCGAACCUUACUGUAAAAUUGGGUGUUUCAAAUGAAGUAAUUACAGAUCACAAUUACUUAGUGUAAUAAACGUGCCAUAAGAUGUGAAGACUGCUGACAUUCGAACGUUAUGGACCACAAAGGCUGGAUGUAGCUGUAGAAAACCUUGCGUGGGGUUUGUUGCUGUCAAGAGCUUUCAAGAUCAAUUAUAGAGUGUGUUUUAUUCUGACAGAAAUCUGACUCAAGCUAUAUGAACGCCUUACUUUGCUAACAACCGUAGGAAUAGCAUGUAGGCUAGCUACUGGCGUGAUUUGUGUGGGGCGGGGGCGUUCUCUUCUGACAUUCUCAAACAAUAAGAGUAAAGGGACUGCAUGAGCCCGCGCACCAUAGCUACCAGCCUUGUCACACUGUGCGUCGACCAUUCUAAAAACACAUUUUGCAGCUUUGUGGAGUGUAUAGGAAGCAGGUAGAGGAUUAACUAAUUGAAUUUAAGGUGAACAUAAAAACAGUCUUCCCCACAGAGAAGGCGUUCUUCUCCAGAGUUUUUGGAUCAAUCACGCCGACAGUGGCUUCUUUUGAUUAAACCCCAAAUUGUCAUUGGGCAGAAGUAAUCAUGUGACAGGCAAUUCGGUCCAAUUUCAACCUUGUCUCCAUGAAUUCAAUAGUUUAACAGUAGCUCGGUCCCCAUACGGCCGUAAUCAGUGAAAUAGAAAAAAAACACAACUAGAUUUUUUAAAUGAUUUUUUCCUCUCUUUUUCUCACUGAGCCGCAAAAUUUAUAAAAAUACGCGUGAAAACUUUCCUCGGCUCUCAGGGAGCGGAGAUGAAUUACGAAUUCGAGCGAGAGAGCGGUUUUAUCAAUAGUCAGCCGUCGCUUGCAGAGUGCCUGACAUCUUUCCCCCCUGUCGGUGAUUCAUUUCAAAGUUCAUCAAUCAAGAGCUCGACGCUUUCACGCUCGACACUGAUUCCUCCUCCUUUUGAGCACACCAUUCCCAGCCUCAACCCGGGCAGCCAUCCGAGGCACAACCGGCCCAGACACAGCCCCGAUGGAUGCAGCCCGCUGCCCACUGCCUCCUUACCCCCGGAGUACCCCUGGAUGCGGGAGAAGAAAGCCUCCAAGAAGAAUCACCUGCCGACUUCCACAGCAACCGCAAUAGCCAGCGGACCUGUGUGCUUCUCGCCAAAAGGAUCGCCUGAGAUUCUGGAGAGUGGCGGUGGAGGAGGAGGGGGUUCCCGUCGGUUGAGGACAGCGUACACCAACACACAGCUCCUGGAGCUAGAGAAAGAGUUUCACUUCAACAAGUAUCUGUGCAGACCGAGAAGGGUGGAAAUAGCUGCUUUGUUGGACCUCACCGAGAGGCAGGUGAAAGUGUGGUUCCAGAACCGGCGUAUGAAGCACAAGAGGCAGACUCAGUGCAAGGAGAAUCACAACGGUGAGGGGAAAGGGCCGACUGCCGAGGACGGAAUUCAUAGCGAGGAGGAAGAGGACGAGGACGAGGACUCUAUAUUCGAUCAGAGCCUUAAUAGAGAGUCCGGGGCCCUGUUGGAGAGGGAAACCUGCUCAUUUCAACAAAACACCAUCAGCUCCACACAGCUGCUCCAGAAUGUAGGCCAUCACAAUAGCGAGGCCCAAAGUUAUACUACUUCUCCACUGGGCAGCAAUGACAAAAAUCUGAAACAUUUUCCUAACCCGUCACUCACUGUUGCAGGCUGCGUGUCAACAAUAGGCCCCGGCACUGCAUCUGCCCCGGACAAUAGAGCAAGUCCCCCGGCCCUGGACGUCUCAAUACACGACUUUCAUGUGUUCUCCUCGGAUUCUUGCCUUCACCUCUCCGAUGCUGCUUCGCCCAGCUUGUCAGAAUCUCUGGACAGUCCUGUGGACAUAAAUACGGACAGCUUCUAUUUUUUUUCGGAGUCUUUAACAACAAUUGAUUUGCAGCAUCUAAACUAUUGAAGUUAAUCCUAUAAACAAAUACAUUUUAUCUGGAGCAUUUACUUACACUGCAACUUUGGUAUUAACCCUCAAGUAAAUGUUAUGGUGGUUUAGUACGACAACCACAUCUCUUUUAUUGAUUAACUGAAUUGAUUAAUACGACUGUCGAUUAAUACAAGGUAAGAAUAUGAAAGUACAUCAUUGAAAUACACAAUCUGUAGCCUGUAGAAUUAGGCUAAUCAAAUAAAUGAAACUCUUACUGUGGAAGCAGAGUGUAAAAGGUAGACCUAAAACUAAGAACCUUGUUAAUUUUAUUUUUGUAAAGCUUGUACAAUGCCAUGCAUAUUUUUGUUAGAAUACAUUUUGCUUCAAGGA
Osmerus eperlanus (European smelt) is the source of this 2409-nucleotide messenger RNA. Its product is annotated as homeobox protein Hox-A2a-like. Gene Ontology annotation, cellular component: nucleus. The coding region runs from base 925 to 2055 and encodes 376 amino acids. The record is from RefSeq and is a predicted model, not a curated record. The transcript has 2 exons. Gene Ontology annotation, molecular function: RNA polymerase II cis-regulatory region sequence-specific DNA binding; DNA-binding transcription factor activity, RNA polymerase II-specific. NCBI's taxonomy places the organism in Eukaryota, Metazoa, Chordata, Actinopteri, Osmeriformes, Osmeridae. Gene Ontology annotation, biological process: regulation of transcription by RNA polymerase II.